Molecule: messenger RNA, 2753 nt
Organism: Larimichthys crocea (large yellow croaker)
Lineage: Eukaryota; Metazoa; Chordata; Actinopteri; Sciaenidae
Gene: wipf3
Product: WAS/WASL interacting protein family member 3
Exons: 8
Coding region: 352-1725 (457 amino acids)
Molecular function (GO): actin binding
Source: RefSeq, a predicted model, not a curated record
CCUGCAGAGCGCGCACAGGGGAGAAAACAGCCAAAUCAUAAAGAGACCAUUGUGCGUGUGUAUGUGUGUGUGUGUGUGUGGGAGGGGGGGUACAACUAUCGCAUGUUGCUUUGUGGACACAAACAUGAAGGGAAAUUAAAACUUUCUGGAGCUUCUGGAAACGUUUACAGGAGCACAGAUUUCUGAUAAGUGGUGUCCUCAUUUGACUAAAAAUAACUUGGAAACUUUCUUACUGACGCGCUAUGAGGAGCUCACGAUGAGUCAAGAGUGCUGCGCUCCAGCUCACUGAAGCUUGUUGCUCUGCAAACAGGUGGAUUUCGGAUAUUUCUUGAAGGUAUCUGAGGCCUGAGCAUGCCAGCACCCCCUCCUCCCCCUCCCCCUCCCCCUCCACCACCACCACCGCCCAGCGCUGCCCUGCCACAGUGUCCGUCGGAGCCUCCUAAGCUCCAGUCUGGUGGAGGAGGAGGUGGAAGGAAUGCCCUGUUGGCCGACAUCCAGAAAGGAGCCAGGCUCAGGAAAGUCACACAGGUCAACGACCGCAGUGCCCCUGCUGUCGAUAAGCCCAAGGCUACAACUGGAGAUGUGUCUGGUAGUGGUGGAGCUUCUCAGGGCUCAUCAGGUGGAAUGGCACCCAUGGGACCUUCUUUGGGUGGGCUCUUUGCUGGAGGCUUCCCCACUCUCAGGCCUAUAGGACAAAGAGACUUAGCAGGAAAGACCCCAGUGUCACGGUCGAGCUCCUCAGCCUCCCUGAAGCCCCUGUGGAACCCCCCCACGCCAGCAGACACGAGCAGCGUCUCUGAGCCUCACAAGACGGCGGAGCUCCGAAGCUCCUUCCACCGUCCGCUUGCUCCCUCGUCCUCUGCUCCUCCCUCCCCGUCUUACGGCAGCAAGCACCCACUUCCUUUCCCUACUUCCUUUCCUCCUCCUCCGCCACCGCCUGCCUCUCCCUCCGCUCCUCCCCCGCCUCCCCCACCUCAAGCCUUCCAGGACCGGCCAGCCAACAGGCCCCCUCCGCUCCCCUCCUGCCCACCUCCUCCGCCCCCGUCCCAUGUAACCAAGCCCACCUGGCUCCCCAUCCAGCACUCGCACCACACCACUAUCUCCCAGCCCUCUACUCCUCCUCCCCCUCCUCCUCCUCCACCUUUCCAACCUCCCUCUGUUGUUCCAGGGGACCGUUCCUCAGGUUGUUUCUAUCCUCUGCCUCCCUCCCCAGUCCACUCUGAACCUACCAGGUUCCCUAUGAUGCGGGAUAGCCCUCUGGGACCUCCUCCUCCACCUCCUCCCCCUCUACCGGCUUCUUUUACCCCCACCUGCCCGUCCACCCUCCCCCCUCCGCCACCCAAGCUUGCCCCAGUGCCAUCCCCAGCCAUGCGCUCACUGCCUCCCUCGUACCCUUGCAACGCUCCAACCCGACGGCCACCUGCCAUACCCAGAAGUGCAGGUGUGGGUCGGCUGGCUCCUCCUCCAGCUCCUCCAGCACGUUCCCCAACUACUGAGCUGUCCAGCCGCAUUCCUCCCCCUCCACCACCACCUCCCCUGCCUCCAUCGAGCCUCAGGAAUGGACACCUGCACAGCCUGGCUGAUGACUUUGAAUCCAAGUUCCAGUUCCACCCUGUAGAAGAUUUACCCCCUCCUGAUGAAUUCAAGCCUUUCCCUCGCAUCUACCCCAGCAAAGAAAACAGAGUGAACCCAAAACCGCCUGGGAUGAGGACACACCUCAGAUGAGUCAAGGCCUCACCCUGUUCUUCAUCUCCCUAAACACAUAUCAGGCAUUUUAGACACAAUACUCCUCAUCUCUCUUCUCAUGACAAUAACAUAUCUGCCAUGGACUUAUUUGGACGCAGGCUCUAUAUGUGUGUGUGUUGUUUGUGUUUUGUGUGAUUGUGCAUAUAUGUGAGUGUCAAACGGGGUCCCGCCUCAUUCAGACUAUGUGACCUCUGACCUUUUCCAGUGUGGAAUGUUUUGAAUGUGUGUGAGGAGGAGGGCUCUCCCUACUCAUGCACACAUGCACUCCUCGAACAGUGUCUUCCAAUAGCUAUAAUUAACAUGACUCUUGAGACAGUUUGUUAGCAUUUCAGUAACUACGUACAUAUCUCUGAGACCAAGAUGGCACGGUCUGUCCCUUUACACAGUAGCACUUUUAACAACCCAGAAACACAAGAGUAAAGCUCUUUUAAAGACAGAUAUACAAACUGUGGUACAGCAACUACUACUGGGCAAGAGGAAGCUCCUCGAGGGCUUAUAUAAAAGUUUGACAGCACACUUCAACAAUGUUCUUCCUGCACUUUUAAAAAGUGCAAGACAGUCCUGUCAAGACAUCAUGUUUUUUUUCCCGAGAAUUCACUGACCAAUAUGGCCACUGUUAGCAGCAAGUAAACCUCAUCAUACACUCAAUGUGGAAAAAAAACAAACGGGUGAAUACCUUAUAACCACUUACUUUCACUGCAGGACAUGCUAACUUUAAGAGUUCAUAAAUCCUUGUACAUAUAGUGGUGCUCUUGUGUGUUUUUUUUUAAAGAAAUGAUAAAUGAAUUCAUAAAAGUGUAGCAGUUAACUGACACGUUAAGACUAUGGGAAAGCGUCUGUUUUAAGUUACACUGUUAUGAAUAGAUAAUGAAUGAGAUAUACUCUUUCCUUUCUCCCAGUGGAUUAACCAAUACUAACACCUGUGAAGACAGUGCCACCUGCUGGUUCAAUGUGUAAAGUAUUACAAGGUGUGACCUCCAAAUAAACCACAGUAUUUUGUUUAAAAA